UGUGUUGUCAUGCGUGUUUCGCCGAGUUGUCAGCUGACGGGUCCCGGUUGCUUCUUUUUAUGUUUAUUUCGUGUGUGUUAGCGUGUUAAACGUGUGUUAUUUGAAUAAAUGAGGCGCUAUGCUCCGCCCUGGAGAAACAUGGUAGUCGUGAACUCGGUGCUGAAGCUGGUGCAGAGGCAGACGUACACUUGUCUGUCCCACCGUUACGGGCUGUACCUCUGCUUCGGAGGAAUCGUCCUCAUGAUCGUUUCUGCCUUUCAGUUUGGAGAGGUGGUGGUGGAGUGGAGUCGGGACCAGUAUCACGUGCUGUUUGACUCCUACAGGGAUAAUGUGGGUGGGAAGUCAUUCCAAACCAGGCUCUGUCUGCCCAUGCCCAUUGACGUGGUCUACACAUGGGUGAACGGCACGGACACGGCUCUAAUCAAGCAGCUGAAGACAGUCAGAGAGCAGCUGGAAGAGGAACAGAGAGCUCUGAGAGAGCGUCUGGGGAAGAACUCUAGUGAUGCCACUGAAGUGCCAAAGGAGAGCUUUAAACCCGAAUGUUUGCUGUCCCACUGCAUUGUUGCACCGCUGCUGGCACUAGACCCCGCCCUGCCAAACAACAUCACCCUCAAAGGGUUGCCGUCAGUCUCGCCCGCCUUCUCCGCCGCCAAGGAGCUGCUGCUGAUGAACAAACCAUCUUUCCCGGCCACCACUGUCUCCGUGGUCGUCUUCCAUUCUCAGGCUGAUGCUAAUAAAGCUUACACAGAUGUGUCCAGAGAAGAGCAGAAAUUCUCCGUGUCCAGAUGUUACCUCACGACGGAUAAAGAAGCUCCGGGUCUGAUCCGGAUGCAGUCCCUGGCCUAUCUGAGCGGCUUCCCAGCAUCCUUCAAGGAGACGGACCAGCUGAGACCCAAACUGCCCUCCGUCAUAACCACCAAGAUCAAACAGAUUGAAUUGUACUCUGAGGCCAGCAUCGCCCUGCUCCAUCUGAUAAGUCCGCAAGACUUCGGCGAUCUGACCCAACAGGCCAAAAAGAACCUGACGCUGGAUGGGAAAGAGCUAACGAUCAGCGCCGCCUUCUUGUUCUGGGACCUGUCUGCAAUCUCACAGUCUAAACACGAUGAAGACAUUUCAGCCAGCCGGUUUGAGGACAAUGAGGAGCUCCGUUAUUCGCUGCGCUCGGUGGAGAGACACGCCCCCUGGGUGCGACACAUCUUCAUCGUGACUAAUGGGCAGAUUCCCUCCUGGCUCAACCUGGACAACCCCAGAGUUACAGUUGUCACGCAUCAGAAUAUUUUUCUGAACAACAGCCACCUUCCAACUUUCAGUUCCCCUGCCAUAGAGACCCACAUUCACCGAAUCCCGGGACUGUCUCAGAAGUUCAUUUACCUCAACGAUGACGUGAUGUUUGGCGAAGACGUGUGGCCAGAUGACUUCUACAGCCACUCGAAAGGACAGAAGGUGUAUCUCACCUGGCCUGUUCCCAACUGUGCCGAGGGCUGCCCAGGAUCCUGGAUCAAAGAUGGAUAUUGUGACAAGGUUUGCAACAACUCUGCCUGUGACUGGGAUGGAGGCGAUUGCUUGGGUGCAGCAGGGAACAGUCGGUUCCCAGCUGGCGCUGGCGCCGGUGGGGCUGGUCUACCUGGUGGUCCAGUGUGGCAGUUUCCAGGAGCUGUUGGUGGACUCGGGGGGACAACGUACUGUAAUCAAGGCUGUGCCAACUCCUGGUUGGCAGAUAAGUUCUGCGACCAGGCCUGUAAUGUGCUCAGCUGUGGUUUUGAUGUAGGAGACUGCGGUCAAGAACACUUUGGUGAGCUGCACCAUGUGACCUUGCUGAAGGAUCAGAAAGUCUACACCCUCCCGGUGGGUGAGAUCAGGCCGUACUUCAGCUUUGACGGAUUGGCUCGCCGAGUCUCCGAAGCCUACAUUAGCGAUAACCCAGUGGUGCGGCACACAUCCGUGGCAAACAAGUGGAAGACGAUUCACCUGCUGCUCCAUCCAGGCCACAACGCCACCCAAAUCCAGUACAACCUCACUUUGCAGAAGGAAGACGACACAGAAUUCACAAUGAGCUUCACUGUAGCUCUCGACACCCGCUUGGUUCCUCACUCGAACGUGUCCCAGGCAUCAAGAAAAGACGCAGCCAAAGAAUCGAUACUAACACCAAUGCCAGAGCCAGAAUUCAACUUCUCAGAUAUUCCUGAAGACAAAAGGGAGCCUAAAAUCAAGAUGAAUUUGGACAAAGCUCAUAUGGUUGUUGAAGUUCCUGCACUGAAUGUGUCACUUUUACCAUCUGCAGUGCGCAGAGAGCUUCAGAAGCUGGAGGAAAAGCUGCUGAUUGGUGACAUAACCAUGAAAGGUUACAACCUCAGUAAAGCAGAACUGCUGAGUCCUUUUAAGACACUGGCUUGGUUCUUGGAGCAAGAUGUUGACCCACAGCCAGGUAAUGAACGUGCAGCAAAAGCCCCCUUAGAGGAGAAGGUAGUCCAGAAAAAUCAGAACGCAAAAGAAGAAAGGUCCAAGAAUGAUGUCACUGAGCAACAAAAACUGAAAGGCAUUUCUACGCCUAUCCCAGUCCUCACUGAUGACGAGUCUGAAUCUCUUCGUCGGAAAGCUGCUAAGGAGAGGAUGAUGACUUCCAAGAUGCUAAGCACAUUGAUGGGUAGCGUUUCCAAAAAAACAAAGCGCGCCAAGAGUCAGGCGGAUGCUACAGGAGGAAGCCCAGUGGGCAGGAAGCUCCAACACUUCAUAUCUUCAGACAGAGGAUUCCUGCCGUGGGAGAGGAGGAAGUACUUCCAGGACCUACUUGAGGAAAUGGAGCGUCUGCAGACAAAACUAAUGUAUGAGACUGAAGGCGCCGCCACCCUUCGAAGACUGCGGGACACUUUUGCUGACUCAUUGCGCUACGUCAGUAAGAUCCUCAACAGCCAGUUUGGUUUUGCUUCCCGCAAAGUACCUGCACACAUGCCGCAUAUGAUUGACCGGCUCAUUAUGCAGGAGCUGCAGGACACGUUCCCGGAGGAGUUUGAUAAGACAUCGGCCCACCAAGUGCGCCACUCUGAAGACAUGCAAUUUGCGUUUUCAUACUUCUACUUCCUGAUGAGUGCACAGCAGCAGCUCAAUGUGUCCGAAGUGUUUGACGAGAUCGACACCGACCAUUCAGGUGUUCUGUCCGACCGAGAAAUUCGAACUCUCGCCACAAGAAUCCACGAGCUUCCUCUUAGCCUCCAGGACCUGACAGGUCUGGAGCAGAUGUUGAUAAAUUGCUCCAAGACACUCCCACUGAACCUGACCCAACUCCACCUGGUCAGGCCCACUCAGGAGGUCUACUUUGACCCAAGCAUGCCUCCUGUCACAAAAGGCCUUAUCCUCCACUGCAACCCCAUUACAGAAAGAAUUCACAAAGCCUUCAGAGAUAAGAACAAGUACAAAUUUGAGAUCAUGGGGGAGGAAGAGAUAGCUUUCAAGAUGGUGCGGACCAACGUGUCCCAUGUUGUCGGCCAGUUAGAUGAUAUUAGGAAGAAUCCCAGAAAGUUCAUCUGCCUGAACGACAACAUUGACCACAGCCAUAAGGACGCCGUCACAGUGAAAGCUGUGCUGAGAGAUUUCUACGAGUCGAUGUUCCCCCUGCCGUCUCAGUUUGAAUUACCCAGAGAGUACCGCAACAGGUUCCUGCACAUGGAAGAGCUCCAGCAAUGGCGAGUGUAUCGGGACAAGCUAAAGUUUUGGACCCACUGUGUCCUUGUGACACUUGUCAUCUUCACAAUCAUGUCCUUCUUCGCUGAACAGCUGAUUCUGCUAAAGCGGAAGCUGUUUCCCAGACGCCGAGCCAACAGAGACAACAACCACGAGAGGGUGUGAAAAAAAACGGCUUUACACUUCGCCGUGACCCUGUCCGCCGGCCUCAGCGCCUCCCUCCUGCAGGGAGGGGCCGGAGUGGAGGCGGAGUCACGCCGAGCCCUGCUGUUGAACCUGACGUUCCUCUGUGCUCGAGCACAGGACGGCGAUGAAACAUCACUCAGAAGAUGAGACGGAGCUCGCCGGCGAGGGGAACUGUCUGUCGGUCUGUCCAUCCUCCUCUGCGGGCAUCUGAGACACCUUUUUUUUUAAGAAGAAAAACGCACAAACACUCCCUCACAAUUUUAAAACACGAUAGCAACUCUUUAUGGACUGUUAAAGUGACACUACACGAAAUCCACUCCAGCAGACUCAGUUAUUUGAAAGAAAAUUGAUUAUUCUGAUUACCAAGUCAGACAGGAAACAAUGUGUUUGAUAAAUAGGAAUAAUUAUUUAAGUAAAUGACUCUCAUCAAUCAGGAGAGAGUCUGCGUGAUCAUAUUCUGGUGUAGACAGAAGAAUUGGAUUUUGGUCAGGGGGGGCUGUUGAGUAUGGUUGAAGGUAGUUUUUGGGAAUGUACGGAAGUGUAUUGCAUUAACUGUAUUAAAAAAAUAGACCCCUGAUCUUGUAAUUACGAAAAAAGAUCUCAAAAUUACAAGAUCCUGAUCUUGUACAAGAUCAGGUGUCUUCUGAUCUCAUAAUUACAUGAUCAGGUGUCUAAUUUAUUUAUUUUUUUAUAUAUAUACAGCUUCCAUACUUCCCAUUCCUCAGUAAAGAAGCCGGAUAAGGUUAGCCAAUGAUCUGAUCAGACACAAAGUGUGGAUUUUCCUCUAAGGUGCUCCUGGAAUUUCAUUCCACCAGGGAGGGACACGGGGCAUUUCAACAAAACGAGACACGUCUCGCUCCCCUCCAGACUUUUAUUCACACAGCCCCACCGACCACUUGGGGGGGGUAGCUCUCUCCCAGCCGGGCGCAUGCCAGUCUGGGGGCCUCGUGCGCCGCCUCGCUGGAGGAAUUUCAUUCAUCCAGGAACACCUUAGGGGAAAAUCCACACUUUGUGUCCGAUCACACUGCAGUGUCGACGGUUACAAAUCGGCCAGUUUUCGAUUAUGACUCGGGAAUUCUCGCGCUUUACUGAGAGAAUGGAAGUACAGCAGCCCAUUGUACGGAAGCUAUAAAAAAUAGACACCUGAUCUUAUAAUUAUGAAAUCUUUUCUCGUAGGGGUCUAAUUUUCUUUUCUUUUUUUAAUCCAGUGAAUACAAUACAUUUCUGUAGGAAUGAUUCCGAUUUGAGAAUAACUUAAAAAAAAAAAAAAAAACAUUUCGACAAAUUGACUUGAAUCUCUGGCAGUUGUUUUGUAUUUCAGGGCAGCAGGGGAAUCCAGAGUUGGGGCACAAUCUGGAUUCUCUCUUUUUGUCCUUUUUAACAGACUUAUCUACAGCUCUUCUAAAUUUUGGUUCCUGUCUUUGGUGAUUUUGCUCAACCCUAAAAAACACUCCAAUUUCUAUCAAACAAUGAAAUUGUCCACUUUGAAUAAUUCAGAAAAGACACUUUAAUUGAUUUUAUAUGACUCCCCCCCCCCCCUCCCUCUUGGUUGAGGGCUGCUGGUUGUUAAUCUGUUCUUAACAGUUGAACUUUUGUACGUCUUUGAAAAC
Molecule: messenger RNA, 5474 nt
Organism: Thalassophryne amazonica
Lineage: Eukaryota; Metazoa; Chordata; Actinopteri; Batrachoidiformes; Batrachoididae
Gene: gnptab
Product: N-acetylglucosamine-1-phosphate transferase subunits alpha and beta
Exons: 21
Coding region: 109-3843 (1244 amino acids)
Biological process (GO): N-glycan processing to lysosome; carbohydrate phosphorylation
Cellular component (GO): Golgi apparatus
Molecular function (GO): UDP-N-acetylglucosamine-lysosomal-enzyme N-acetylglucosaminephosphotransferase activity; calcium ion binding
Source: RefSeq, a predicted model, not a curated record